AUGUCCGCCAAUGAGGAGAUUGGGGAGAGUCGUGCACGUAUUGUAUAUAAUGGGAGUGCUUCUAGAAUCAAUGAAAUUGGUCUUCAACUUUAUCCAGUUUCUGAGUAUGACUCUGGCGAAGGCUUACCAUAUGCUCCUGUAGAUUGGCCAAAUGCUGGUGAUAAGUGGGGCUGGCGGGUAGGGAAAAGAGUUACAAGUUCAGGCACCUUUAUAGAUAGAUAUCUGUAUCUUCCGAAGCAUUUUAAGGCUCCAAAAGGUGGAAAGAAAAAUGCUUUUCGAAGUAAGAUUUCAGUGAAAAAGUAUCUCCAGACUGAGUAUCCUGGCAUGGAUAUAAACCAAUUCUUUGCCUCAUUUAGUUGGAUGAUUCCUUCGAAGCAGUCGCCAAGCUCAAAAGAUAUUGAUUUUGACUCAGAUAUGAAAGAGAGGACUACAUCUUCAGGAACAGAAUUGCAGUCUUUACUAUCUGAUUCUCCUAUAAGAGCCAUUACUUGUAAGGCUGGUAACAGAAUCUGUAGCAGUUUAACAUUAGAAAAUCCUUUUCCGGCCAUGCUUUGUGAUAUAUGUUGCAGUGAUCCUGGUUUUUGCCGAGACUGUUGUUGCAUCCUUUGCUGUAAAACUAUCACUUCAGACUAUGAUGUGUACAGUUACAUUCGAUGUGAAGCAACAGUAGAUGGCUACAUAUGUGGACAUAUUUCCCAUCUAGACUGUGCUCUACGAGCUUACAUGGCUGGGACAGUCGGAGGAAGCAUCAAUUUGGAUGCACAAUAUUUAUGUCGAUACUGUGAUUCAAGGAUGGAUUUGGUUCCACAUGCUCUGAAGCUUUUAAACAUCUGCACAUCUGUUACUUCUCAUGCUGACAUUGAAAAGAUUUUGAAUGUUGGCAUUUGUAUUUUGCGUGGCUCACAAAAAAGAAGUGGAAAAGAGUUGUUGCAUCGUAUUGAAUCAAUCAAGGCAAAGCUUACGAAAGGAGUAUGCAUUCAAGACGCAUUCAAAAAGGAAAGUUGUGUGGAUAGCACUGGUUCUAAAUCUCACCCGGAAGAAAAGUUGAUCAUGCCUCCACGAAGAGCUGUCCGAGGUCGUUCUGCUAGGAGGAAGGUUGAGGAGCAAGGGGUAUUUGAGGUAAUGCACUUUGCCGAUGUUGUGCGAGUGGAACUAGCUGUAUAUCAACUAAAGAAUGUUGCUAUGACUUGGUUUGACCAGUGGAAGAAGGGUAGAGUUGAGGGUGCACCCAUUUUGACUUGGGCUAUGUUUGAGGAGGCUUUCUUGGGGCGUUUCUUUCCCCGUGAACUGAGAGAAGCCAAUGUACGGGAAUUCCUUAUCCUUAAGCAGGAUUCACUAAGUGUUCAUGAAGAUGGUUACAGAUAUGAGAAGCAAGAUGAGUCUAUUUGUUGUUCGGUUGUCCCAUCUGUCAAGCAAAGAAGGCAAGACAACUAUCUUAAUAGGGGAGAUAUAACAAGGUUGAUGGUUUAUGUGUAG
This is a messenger RNA of Solanum verrucosum, 1476 nucleotides long. RefSeq lists its product as uncharacterized. Lineage: Eukaryota; Viridiplantae; Streptophyta; Magnoliopsida; Solanales; Solanaceae. The coding region runs from base 1 to 1476 and encodes 491 amino acids. The transcript is spliced from 7 exons. The record is from RefSeq and is a predicted model, not a curated record.